Messenger RNA from Mycotypha africana, 2216 nucleotides. RefSeq names its product amino acid permease-domain-containing protein. The transcript has a single exon. Gene Ontology annotation, cellular component: membrane. Gene Ontology annotation, molecular function: amino acid transmembrane transporter activity. The coding region runs from base 345 to 2057 and encodes 570 amino acids. Gene Ontology annotation, biological process: amino acid transmembrane transport. The record is from RefSeq and is a predicted model, not a curated record. Lineage: Eukaryota; Fungi; Mucoromycota; Mucoromycetes; Mucorales; Mycotyphaceae.
UUUUUUUUUUACCUUUUGUAUAUAAAAGGAUCCCUUUUUCUUUCUUUUUUCGUCUGAUUUGAAAUUCUUUUUUCAUCUUGUCAAUUUUUUUUUUUUUGAAAGCUUUGCUCUUUUAAAAAACCUGUUUCCCGUUUUCACUCAAAACAAAAAAAAGAUUCAUCAAAAGCAUCCGGGUCUCUGGCCACAACAAAGUACAGAAAGAAAAAGUUUACCAUUUUACCUUUUCUUUUUUCCUCUCAAAAAUCAUCUCAAUUUCGACACGUUAAACACCCCAAAGGGAUUUCUCAUUGUCACCCAUUAUACAACAACAACAACAACAACAACAACAACAACCCUCUGCUGCCAUGACGUUUAUCAAAAAGUACAACUCUACUGAUAAAACCAUCCUCCAAGAGAUCCAUCAUUCUCCUUCUGAUGUCUCCACUAUGAACGACAGCGCUGAUCUUGAAAAAAAAAUAAAUGUCGAGAUCAGCAGUAUGGAAGAGCAGAACGAACAACAACAACAACACCAUUCAUUGAAACGUGGACUCAAAGCGCGUCAUAUUCAAAUGAUUGCGCUUGGAGGCACGAUCGGCACGGGUCUCUUUAUGGCGUCGGGGAAAGCCAUUGUAGCAGGCGGCCCUGGCGGUGCGAUUGUCGGCUACGGUUUCAUGGGCAUUCUUGUCUUUUGCGUCAUGAUGAGUCUGGGUGAAAUGGCCGCCUACAUUCCUGUGGCAGGCUCUUUCUCUCACUUUGCGACUCGUUUUGCAGACCACUCGCUCGGUUUUACGGUGGGGUGGGUGUACUGGGCCAACUGGGCGAUCGGUGUCGCGGUGGAGCUGACGGGUGUCGCGAUGAUCAUGGAAUACUGGGUCAAAUCGGUCAACAGUGUGAUCUGGUCGGUGAUCUGUCUGGGUAUUUUGCUCGCGAUCAAUAUCUUUUCCGUCAAAGGCUACGGCGAAGUCGAAUACUGGAUUUCGUUUGUCAAGAUUGUCAUUGUUGUUGUGUUUAUCAUUGUGGGCAUUUGUGUCGAUACCGGGGCAGCCGGCGGCGUGACCUAUGGCGUCAGCAACUUCCACUUGCCCGGCGGCGCUUUCCCGAAUGGCUUUUUGGGUGUCUUUAACGUGUUGAUUACGGCCGCUUUCUCUUACAAUGGCGUUGAAAUCGUCGGUAUCACGGCCGGCGAGUCGGCCAACCCUCAAAAGACGGUGCCCUCCGCGGUCAAGCAAGUGUUUGCGCGUAUUGUCUUGUUCUAUGUCUUGUCGAUGCUCAUCAUCGGUCUCGUGAUCCCGUACACGGAUCCCAACCUGAUGUCGGGCGCGGACGAUAUUGCCGUCUCUCCUUUCACGCUCGUGUUCAAGAAAGCCGGUGCGGCCUGGGCGGCCGACAUGAUGAAUGCCAUCAUCCUGAUCACCAUGAUUUCCGCGGGUAACUCGGGUGUCUAUUCCUCCUCGCGCACGCUUUUGUCCCUGGCGAACGACGGCUAUGCUCCCCGCUGCUUCCAUCGUGUCAACCGCUGGGGCAUUCCCUUUUGGUCUGUCUUGGCCACGUGUGCUGUCGGCUGUCUCGCCUUCUUGACGUCCUUGUUUGGCUCCGGUGUCGUAUUUACAUGGCUCACCUGCUUGACCUCCUUGGCGGGUUUGAUCACCUGGGUUUCUAUCGCUGUGACCCACCUUCGUUUCCGUCAAGGCUACUUGGCUCAGGGACGCUCGCUCAACGCUUUGCCCUAUGUCGCUCCCUUUUUCCCCUUUUGUGAUAUUUUUGUCAUUGUCAUCGGUACGAUUGUGAUCUUUGGUCAGGGCUACAAGUCGUUUAUGCCACCGACCGCCUCGGGUGUGAUCUCGACCUAUAUUGGUCUCGUCUUGGCUGUGGUUCUCUACGUGGGUCAUAAAAUCUACAGACGUGGUGGCGGAUUUGUCAAAACGGAAGAGAUGGAUUUCGAAACAGGUACCUUGUCCAACACGGUGCUGAAUAUCCGUAAAGACGAAGGGGAUGAUAGUAGUAGCGCUCAUGCUGAUGCUGAAGGGACGCCUCUAUGGAAACGGAUUGGAUCCAAAUGCAUCUCUCUUCUCGCUUAGACCUACUUUAUAUACACACGCAUCCUUUCAAAUGAUUUCCUGUAUCUAUUAUGCUUCCAUCCAUCUCUAAAGACAAAAAAUAAAGAGCGUGCUCUCCUUUUUUGGAAAACGGCCGUAAAAAAAAAAAAAUAUUGUUUAUUCUACUUUUUUUUUUUUUUU